Symbiodinium sp. CCMP2592 is the source of this 1056-nucleotide messenger RNA. The record is from the annotation of a GenBank genome assembly. Lineage: Eukaryota; Dinophyceae; Suessiales; Symbiodiniaceae.
AUGGAGGCUGCCGAGACGACUUCUCUGGGUGGCGGAGAUCGGGCAUUGCUGCUUCCUUGCGAAGGAGGCCGGCCAUUGCAAAACGUCGAGCUGCUGCAGAGAACCUUGUCUGCUCUGCUGCAACAGUCUCUUGUCCAGUCAAACGAAGAGCUUACCGAUCUCGUUUACAGGGCUUGCUUCUUUCACAACAAGCUCAAGGGCAGCCUGGCAUCGAAUCAUGAAAGCAAUCCUAUCACGGCCUCUCAGGAGCCGGGAGGAGUUUAUGAGCGCAACUUUCUGGGGGAAGUUCGAGAAGUGUUGAACUGUCUCGUCGAGCAUCACGAGCGACUGAGCUUGGAUGUGCUGUUCGCCGAGAUAUGUCGCGCGGACAAGCUUUUGCGAGAAGCCAGAGCUUUUUUGCGCCGCUGGAAGCACGUGCCCUCGAUAACGCCGGUGAUGGAAGAAAGCGCGGCAUGCGUCGCCCAUGCGCUGGCUGCAAUGGACGAUGCUCAUUUAGCUCUUUGCGAAGAUUCCCUCUGCAAUUUUACUCAGAGCAUCCACGCCGGACGGCUCGCCGUCCAUCGAGGCUGUGGUUAUUUGGACUUACUGCUGCGCUGGAUACAAGAGGGCGAGCACUGCAGCGGCGAUCGACGGAAAAGUUGCAAGCGGCGUCGUGCCUCGAGUUCUGGGCACAACAGCACAGACACGGCGUUGGUUGCACAAUACGAGAAGUCGGUGGCCGAGUCGGGCUCGAGACUGCCGCUGCCGCCUUUGCCUCCAUGUCUUCCCGAGCCAUCGGAGGUGUCCAACCCGCGGCAGCCUAGUCUGCCCGAGGAAGCUUGUCAGGCGGGGCAGGCACAGCUCUUCGAAGAGACGGUUCCACUGCAAGCGAAGAGAAACGCGACUGAGACAGAGCACACGCCAAAUGCCGUGCUGCGUGCUCAACAACUCUUGGAAGGGCUCCUGCCUUUUUUGGAACAGCAAGUGGCGGCCGUCGUCGCGGAGGCCCGUAGUCACCUCCUUCAGUGGACUUCCGGAGUCUCGCCAAACAGCGUUAUUUCAGUGGACGACACGUGA